AUGGCCUCAUCAUUUUCAUCGUUCGAACCAUUGCUCACGUAUUUGAGCGAAUUGAACCAAUGGCAGGCCCAGAAACAAUUCUCGCGUCCCCGGAUAAUCAAGAAGUUAGAAACCGAAAGUGACUAUCAGAUUCAAAUCUAUAAGGAGUAUGGUGAUUUUUCAUCAUACGAAUUUUGUGUAUUGAAGCCCGCAAGGGCUUACAAGAGUUUAGUUCAAUUGCUUGUGGAACUGAGGGAAGAUCACUUCAAAAAGGUAUUUCAAUUCAACUCCAAUGAUAUUGAUAUUCAUAGUAUCCAUUGGGAAUAUUAUGAAGAUGAAAACAUUUUGGUUUUAAAUAUUCCAAAGAAGCAAGAUCUUUGUUACAAUUUAAUGGACUUCACACUUCCAGGAUUUUUCAACUUUGGUGGGCCAUUUGUUGGUCAAACUGCAAUUUUCAAUUCCCCUCAAAGAAAACAAAGCCAUAUCUUUACAGAGCUGGAAGAUGACUUGAUUAGAGCUCAAUAUCAGAAGGAAGCUGAAGAAGCUGCUCAGGUUGCUAGAUGGAAGCAAGAAGAACCAGCAAUUAGGGCUCAAUACCAGAAGGAAGCCGAAGAAGCUGCUCUGAUUGGUCGUUUGAAGCAAGCGGAAGCUGCAGACAAUGAAAUGGCCAGAAAGGUUGCUGAAGACGAAGCCAAACAACAAGAUGAACUUGAUAAUAAGGAACUUCAACGUCUUGAACGUGAGGGACAAAUAAGAGCCCAAAAAGAAUAUGAAAGAGCUAAAAAGGAAGCCGCAAACAGAGCUAAACAAAGAGCUGAGGCCCAAAAGAGAAGAAAAGAAUUAAGGGAAAUGAAUAAGGCCAGACAAGAGGAAGAACAAAAGAGAAGAGAAGAACAUGAUAAGUUGGUAGAGCAACAACAGAAAUUCCUUCAAAACUUAUUGAGUAAUAUGUACGCCGACCCAUUACUGGAGUUGAGAAAGGAACAGAAAGAAAGAGAGAAAGUUCCCAGAUCUUCCUCUAAAGAUGGCAACACCAAGAAGCAACAACAAGAAAGAGCUGCAGAAUUACAGCCUGAACCACUUGAUGGAGAUGACGACGAAGGAGAAGAUGUUUCCAUGAGCGAACCAGGAGCAGAAAAAUCAGAGAAGAAGAAGGAAGAGCAAAUUUCAUCUAGAUCGUCAUCAUCGUCCAAAGCAACGUACCAUCCAACGAUUGAAGACGUUGAUGAUGAUGAGUAUGUUGUAUUCAGAAAGAAGUUUGGCUCCAAUUAA
Messenger RNA from Lizanozyma spartinae, 1251 nucleotides. RefSeq lists its product as uncharacterized. The transcript has a single exon. The coding region runs from base 1 to 1251 and encodes 416 amino acids. The record is from RefSeq and is a predicted model, not a curated record. Lineage: Eukaryota; Fungi; Ascomycota; Pichiomycetes; Serinales; Debaryomycetaceae.